Molecule: messenger RNA, 1805 nt
Organism: Rana temporaria (common frog)
Lineage: Eukaryota; Metazoa; Chordata; Amphibia; Anura; Ranidae
Gene: TCF24
Product: transcription factor 24
Exons: 2
Coding region: 48-602 (184 amino acids)
Biological process (GO): regulation of transcription by RNA polymerase II; developmental process
Molecular function (GO): protein dimerization activity; RNA polymerase II transcription regulatory region sequence-specific DNA binding; DNA-binding transcription factor activity, RNA polymerase II-specific
Source: RefSeq, a predicted model, not a curated record
GUAAUAAUAAUAAUGUCCAAUUAUGCAUUAUAGUGUCUUGUGUGGAUAUGGUGGAGAAGGUCCAACGCCCUCUGGUGUCCAGACUGGUGCAUGUCAGGGAAGAGUCACCUGGAAGCUCUGAACAAGACUCACAAUAUUCAUUGGGAAGAGGAAAACUUGAUGAAUCAAGGACAGGAGGAGGUAAUGGGAAUGGAAUGAUGGGUCGUCCAGCUGCUGCCAAUGCUGCCCGUGAGAGAAACAGAGUGCAGACCUUACGCCACGCUUUCCUGGAGCUACAGAGGACACUACCUUCUGUGCCCCCAGACACAAAGUUGUCCAAGCUGGAUGUUCUCAUACUUGCUACAACCUACAUUGCCCACCUUACCCGCAGUCUCCAGGAGGAGGAUGAGAGCAGCCACAACCACCCAUUCACCAGCCCAAGCAGCUCCAACAGCCUCAGUCCAGAUCUUCUUGGGUCUUUACACAGUGGAGAUGGAUACCUACAUCCUGUCAAGAAAUGGCCCAUGAGAUCCAGACUUUACAUUGGAGCCUCGGGGCAGUUCCUCCACCAGUCAACAGGGUCUGAGAACCAGGAUCAAGAUGAGAACACCCCACGCUCAUAGAGCUAAGGCCAGGACAUUUUACAGGAUGCAGUAAAAGACAGCUCUGCAUUUGUUUGCCUAUAAACAUUCUACCUGGGACUUCUUGCCUAGUGCCCUACCAAGAUCUCUCCAACAGUUCUUUAUUGGAUUGAAAGACUUGUAUAAAUGACACCACCUUCCAGUGAAUGAACUCAAACAUUGACAUGUAAAUGUAUUUAUUAUAGUAGACAUUCAUUCAAAGGUGGUAGACAAAUGUUUUAAUGUAUGUAGAUAGAAUAUUAUACAUUUUAGUGGUUUAGCAAUAAGAGGAGAGGUGGUAACUACUGCUACUGGGUACAUGUGUAACCUAAAUACUUUGGGCAGGCACAGGAUGAGCAUUAAAAUGGAUCUAUCAGAAUAAAAAAUAAAAAAAUACUACUUUAAAGCAGAAGCUGACAUGUACAAAAUGUUGUAAUUUCAGAAGAAAUAACAGCUAUAUAAAAUAAGCUCAUCCUUCCCUGCGCAUAAAGUGCCAAUGGCAUUAUAUAAAUGAUCUAUCAGUGUCGAUCAAGUACAAAGAUUUCAUAUAAACAAGAUUUCUGCAAAGGGAGUUUGUAUGUCUCAGAGGAGGCAACUCAGCGUUUAGGCUGGCUUCACAAUUGUGCAAUGCAGAAACAAGCUUCUUAUCAUAGAUUAUAGCAAUGCGCGGUACGUCCUUCAUUGUGGUGACAUUAGAAUGGUACCCCAAUACAGACAUACAGUAGCUGUGAAUGCACCUAAGCUACAGUGCACCACAAAAUAUAUACUGUGAAUUGUGCUGUGUUCCUGAAAAUGCUGCGGGUGCGUUUUUUCAAAGCAGAACUAAACUCUCUCAAUCAACAUUCAUUGUUUUUAAUCCUUAUGCUGCUAGCAUUUGUAUAUAGAUAGGAAAUUAUAUUAUAUUGACUUGUUUCAAACUUAGGCCAAAAAAUGAUGUCAUACAUCGCAGGUGUUUUCAUGGCAUUUUUUUCUUUCAUUUGGAGGAGGGCAGGGUGGGCUUUCUUAGCUAAGCAUACCCUCCUUAAUUAAGGGCAGAUGGAUUCCAGGAAGUAAAUGUUACAAGAAUCAUCUGCCCUUACUCAAGAUGGCUGCAACUAGAAAUGCUAAGGGGUGUUUUUUAAAGUGAUUUCUCAUCAAAAUAAUGCAAGGUGGCAUGAAUGAAUGGAUGGGUGAGUUUGCUUUGAAUAAUAAAAAUGUAUUAAAUAG